AUGAAGGUAGUUGGUUUCAUCAUUUGUGCUGCUGCCUUCGCGGCGGGUCUCAAGGUCGAGCCUCUGUCCGCGGGAGCCGCGGUUGAACGGAGCACUCGGCAGUCACGUUGGACCGGCACUGUUCGCCAAACGAGCGCGGACGUUUACAAAGUAAGUGUUAAUGACCGUAGCACGGUUCCCCAGAACGCUGUCGCCAGCGACGUGGGCAAGGACAGAAGUGAGGACAAGGACAGCAGCGAGAUCACGGAGAGCGACUCAGCCGCAGAUCUGGACAGCGUGUUUGCUUCCCACACGGCCGACGUGGCACUGCAGAGCAUUCGGCAGGAGUUGGUGGAGACGGGUUUCGGCGCGUACUUGUGGGAGAACUUGCUGAACAUGGACAAGGUUCCCUCUGCGCUUGAAGACAUGUACCUGUUCAAAGACACCAAACUGAAUGGCUUUUCUCUUGCCAGCCAGUUUAUUGCGUCGGGCACGUACGACAACGUCUUGAAGGACGCGGAGGAGCUGAGCUCGCCGUUGCUCGAGUGGCUGGAGUUGGCGAACGCCUCUGUGGGUCGUUUGGUGAACGAUAUAAACGAGUUUAACGGUGCUGUGUUGAGGCAGAACAAGACCGAGAUGGCGCAGAGUGUGAAGGCGUUGAUCAAGCGCUACAUAUUGGGCUACAACCACGUUUCCGGCUCCUUGACCCCCAACACGGGUGUGUCCGGCAAUCUAGUAGACGGGUGGUUCAAGUACUACAUGGCCAAAGCUUAUGUGCAGCUAACUACGGGCACGGACAGUACGCUUAACUUCGAAGAUUUCCUCGAACAAGGCUUGACGGCCGAAGACAAGGCGCUGCUAGAGAAGCUGCUCGCUAAAAUCCAGGACAUGGACGCAGACGCGAUCUGGAAGGCCCUGUGGACCCCGAACGACGACCUUCCUAUACUAAACCCCGGCAGCACCAUGCUGCCUACCAUGAAGGCGCUCAAACUGGCCUCAUUCGCUGGCGGCCAGCCGUUAUGCAUGCCAGACAACUGCGAAGACGGCACGCUUGCCGACGAUUCUCUGUGGUCGAUUUUCUCUGAAGGAGAAUGGCUCAAACCAGUGAUAGACGAAGAAAGCUACUCGCUCAACAUCACAGACAUUGAGCCUUCUCUGGGAAAAUUGUACAAGCAUAUCGCCGGCCAGAUACCGACCCAGAAACUGCGCGAACAGGCAACCCAAAAGCAAGACCACAAGUUAAGAUUCUCGUGGUAUCCCGAAGAUGAUCUGGAAGAAAUGAGAGGGGAGGAGGUUGUUUGCUUAAGUUCUAUGGAGUGGUGGCGGCGGUGCUUCGAGUUCGAUUUGGAACACGGCAUGACCCCUGAUGAGUUUUUUACGAAGUGGUUCCAUAGAGCAGGCAUCUACUUUGAUUAA
This is a messenger RNA of Gregarina niphandrodes, 1395 nucleotides long. RefSeq lists its product as hypothetical. The transcript has a single exon. Lineage: Eukaryota; Apicomplexa; Conoidasida; Eugregarinorida; Gregarinidae. Bases 1 to 1395 code for a protein of 464 amino acids. The record is from RefSeq and is a predicted model, not a curated record.